AUUUAUCAAAUUAAUAUUAAUUAAAUUGUUACAUUUUAAUUUAUUGCACAAGAUAAUUUGUUUUCUAAGAUAACAUGGGUGGUCAUGGUCAUGGUGAGCCUUACACAGUUCCCGAUUAUAGAAUAUACAAAGUGGAAAAUGUUCCGGAAUUACUAAAAACUCAACGUGCUUUAGCAGCGCAAGGUUUAAAAGAUCCUUGGUUAAGAAAUGAAGUGUGGAGAUAUGAUGUUAAAGCAUUCGGAACUGAAAAAAUGAAAUUAUCAAAAACUUUCUUUACCGGUUUUAAAUGGGGUGUACUUGCUGUAAUUGUUACCCUUGCUGGUACUGCCGCUUAUGAUAAAGCAUUUCCACCUAAACAUGGACAUGGUCAUGGUGGACACUAAACUGUUAAUUUGUAUAGUAAACUAUUAUCAAAAAAAUGGUUAAACAGUAGUAUUUAUUAAUAUUAAAGACAUUAAAAUGGGAAAAGAAAAGCAUUAAAGAAUCAACUAAUAAGAAAAAAAAGUAUUUCUGUUAAUAAUACCUUAUUUGUACAAAAAUUUUAUUCAAUAUUUAGUUAAGAAUAGAAAUACAAAUGAUUUUUAAGAUGAUAUUCUUGGUUUUAAU
Messenger RNA from Onthophagus taurus, 606 nucleotides. It is a transcript of the gene ND-B12, whose product is annotated as NADH dehydrogenase [ubiquinone] 1 beta subcomplex subunit 3. The record is from RefSeq and is a predicted model, not a curated record. NCBI's taxonomy places the organism in Eukaryota, Metazoa, Arthropoda, Insecta, Coleoptera, Scarabaeidae. Gene Ontology annotation, cellular component: mitochondrion; respiratory chain complex I. Gene Ontology annotation, biological process: electron transport chain; mitochondrial respiratory chain complex I assembly.